AUGCGUAAUUUACCACUGUUCGGGUUCUUGGCUGGCCUGGUUUUCUUCUUCUAUCUAUUCUAUCUUCAUCAGUCACAAAGUGCUGAGUAUGCGAUAGCUCAGUCGGCUUUGGAAGAUCAUAAACAGCAGUUGCGAAUGCUGAAAUUGGAUAUUCUGAAUGCGAAAGCUGACACCGAGCGACUUAAAAUUUCGGAGAAUACGUUGAAGGAAGAAAAAGACAAGCUUGCCAAGGAAAAAGACAAGUGCUCAGUUUCACUGCGUAAUGCAGAGCGUGAGAAACAGGACCUCAAAACUGAACUCAGUAAGAAGAACACAGCGUAUAACGAGCUUACUGGAAAAUUUAACCAACUUCAAACAGAACUUGAGGAGUACAAAAAGGCUGUUGCAGCUAAAGAGGUUGCUGUAAGUCAACAAAAGGAAACUGCUGGAAAAACUGAUGAUAAUGGUGGGAAUCUCAAGGAAACUGGCCCUCGCUUGGAUGCAAGCGCCCUGAGCGGUACCCAUGGUCAAAGUCAAGGAAAUGCCAAAGAAAAUCCUGAUCACUAUGACUAUGAGGCAGGUGGCGCCGCUGCAGGACGGAAGCAACGUAGAAAUUCCCAGAUAGGUGAAGGAGCAGCUAGGACGAUAGAAGGCAAGGAGGUACAACAAGCUCCUGCUCCAGUUCCAUUGAAUAAAGGAGAAGAUCGCAAAGAAGUAGUCAAAAAGUCUGUUGAAGCUGAACCCGAAAAUAAGGAG
Ostertagia ostertagi is the source of this 735-nucleotide messenger RNA. The record is from the annotation of a GenBank genome assembly. NCBI's taxonomy places the organism in Eukaryota, Metazoa, Nematoda, Chromadorea, Rhabditida, Trichostrongylidae.